GUGUGUCGAGUUUUAAAGUUUUAAUCUAUGUUUGAGAUUGAUGAGUCGAUGAAGUCAGUAGUUAUGUAAUACUAUGAAAAGGACGAGGAUGAAGCCGCUUAUAUUCAUCAACUGGCUCUUUAUUGCAUUUAUGGUUCCAUUGGCUCAAGCAGAUCUAGAAGUUUGUACAAGGGGAGAGUUGGGAAGUACCAUAUCACUGUCGUGUCCUAAUGAACUGCAAAUUUGGAUAACAACUGCUUCUCAUAUGGCAUGUGACGGUGAUAAUAUAGGAUCUUGCCCAUGUACUAGCGAAUCUUGUGAUUUCGCAUCUACUCAAAAAACAAACUGUCCCUUGUGUAGUUCAAUGAAUUGCGAAUAUAUGACAAAAAUUUGCUAUGUAUGCGUAAAGUCAACUGCAGCGUACAAAAAUAGAUUAAUGCAUUUAUAUUGCAAUGAUGCGGAAUCUUUAAAGAUCUUAGAUGUUUCAUAUGCAACAUAUGAACCCAAAAAUACCAUGUCACUGUGGUUAAAAAUGGUCAAGUAAUGACUGUAACAAGAAUGUUGGUGUAAAUGACCGUAAACAGAUACGCCUAAAAGAACUAAAGGAACAUUGCAACGGACAUACGUAUUGUAAAUCUGUAUAUGCACAGCCAUAUGGUAACUGCAGAGGGAAAAGAUUUAUAUUUGAAGGAAUUCUGUAUACGUGUAUCAGCGCACAUAAUAAUAAUACAAUUCCUGUAGAGAACCAACAUCUUCCUUCU
Messenger RNA from Owenia fusiformis, 740 nucleotides. Lineage: Eukaryota; Metazoa; Annelida; Polychaeta; Sabellida; Oweniidae. The record is from the annotation of a GenBank genome assembly.